Messenger RNA from Gasterosteus aculeatus aculeatus (three-spined stickleback), 2802 nucleotides. It is a transcript of the gene snap23.1, whose product is annotated as synaptosome associated protein 23.1. Gene Ontology annotation, molecular function: syntaxin binding; SNAP receptor activity. Gene Ontology annotation, cellular component: plasma membrane; SNARE complex. Gene Ontology annotation, biological process: exocytosis; synaptic vesicle fusion to presynaptic active zone membrane; synaptic vesicle priming. NCBI's taxonomy places the organism in Eukaryota, Metazoa, Chordata, Actinopteri, Perciformes, Gasterosteidae. The record is from RefSeq and is a predicted model, not a curated record.
UACACAGUUGUUUGUUGGUGGCGUCAACUUUAGGUAGACUAGAAAAGCGGAACUAGCUAACUAGCCAGCUAGCAGCACGUUAGCUAACGUUAACAAGUCGCUCGUGUCUCGUUUUACGACCCUUACAACGCUGCUGCAACCUUUUCGACAAUGCCGCAGAAAAUCGAGCUCGGUGCCACAGGGGGAUCAUCCAAACCGGACAGCAGCAACAUGGACGACAUGACUGUGGAACAGAUGGCCAUGAGGGCCAACCAUGUGACCGACGAGUCGCUGGAAAGCACACGGAGGAUGCUGCAAAUGGCAGAAGAGAGCAAACAGACCGGUGCAAACACCAUGGUGAUUCUGGACCAGCAGGGAGAGCAGCUGAAGCGCGUGGACGAGGGCAUGGAUCAGAUCAACCAGGACAUGAGACAGGCGGAGAGGAACCUGACUGACCUCUCAAAGUGCUGCGGGCUGUGUGUCUGCCCCUGUGACCGGGUGUCGUCGAUAGAGAACGACUCAAAAUACAAGCGUACCUGGGGUUUGAGAGGAGGCGACGGCGAAAGUGACUCCAGCGGCUCGAAGGUGGUCUCGAGGCAGCCCUCGGGUGUUCGCAACGGCCAGGCCGGCCAGAUGAACAACUCGGCGCCCUCAGGCCCGUACAUCAAGAGGAUAACCGACGAUGCUCGUGAGGAUGAGAUGGAGGAGAACCUGGAUGCGGUGGGAAGCAUCAUUGGCAACCUGAAAACAAUGGCUCAGGACAUGGGCAACGAGAUCGACCAGCAGAACAAGCACAUUGACAGCAUCACCAAUAAGGCGGAUAUGAACAGGCUUCGCAUUGAUGAGGCCAACCAGAGAGCCAACAAGCUCCUCAAGUAGACAACGAACCCUACUUCUUCCAGUUCGAUCCAUCAACCUUGAGCCUCCGUCACCACACACACACACACACACACACACACACACACACACACACACACACACACACACACACACACACACACACACACACACACACACACACACACACACACGCGGACAUGCACAUGCAUCUUUUGACAUAAAAAAAAAGAAAUUCAGUCAGGAAGAAUAUCUUUGCCAGCGCCUUCUACUGCACUUAGAUGUAAAUAUAAUCCGCUAACAUUCUGUAUUUUACAAAUUGGCCACAGUCUUUGACAGGCGCCUUCAUAGUCACGCUGGACUUAGAGAAGCAGGAAGCGCAUCAGAAGCUGCACCAACGGGGAAGAGACUGACUGCCUGUCGCUGCUGGUUGAUGCCAAAGGUGCAGCGGGCCUGUUGCGUCAUAUCUCAACAUUCAGAGGGAGGGAGGUAGCACACGUCGACUGCUUCCCGUUUCUCUUUUGCCGUUCUCUUUAAGAAGUCUUUUUUUGUGUGCGUCUGGAUGAGGUCGCCGAUGCGGUUUCAUUAUAAACGCAUGGCCUUCUAUUGGUCCUGUCUUGAUACAGUUUAAUCUAGUUUAAUCAUAAAACCUUGGCUUUGACGCAGAUGCAUCCUACUUAAAUUUGAAUUGGUUCAAUGUGUAAUCAGGUUUAUGUAUCGUUUAUAUUUUUGAGAUGAUGUGCUUAUUUAAGAAUUCUUUAUCAGGCAAAAAUGACUUGUGAAGGGAGUUUUUUUUUUUUUUAUUUUAAAAACUUUUUUCGAGUCAUUCAUGCCAUUCCUGAUGUAAAAGCUAUUUCAUAACGUAAAAAAUAUUGUGCUUUCAGAGUGAGUUAAUGCUAGAAUUCAACGCACCUACCCCAGACGCAAUUAAUGUUUUUAAAUGUUCUGACUGAGAAGUCAAGGUUGUUGAAGGCAGGACGUUUAUUAGAGAGCUGUAUUGGUGUUAGAAAUGUAAUUAUAUAAAUAUCUAUAUACUGGCAAUCACUUGUCCUUCUAAUGUGAAGGAGGGUUAGUAAGAAUUGUGAGGAAAGUUAAUCAUUAACUCCUCCAAGCAUCUAGUAUAUUGUAACAUAACACUGAAUAUGUGAAACCACAGUAGAUUUGUCAUAAAUGGAUCAAUUGCUGUACUUCAUAUUUACCGUUUUAUUCCAUUUUGUUACCGCUACAACAUAUUGCAGCGGUUUAUAUUUGUUCUGAAAUUCCCUCAAGUUUAUUAAUUGCACACGUCUGUAAAAGUUUGAAGACACGUUUGCUUCUUAAACACUCGGCUGCACGUGGUUGGCAUUGCAGCACAUAUGCAGCCACUUGGUCAUAAUGUCAACUGGAAAGGUUGAAAAUGAGAGAAAUUAGCCUGAUCAAAAACUAUUAAUUUAGAAAUACGGGUGUGCAGGAAAUGUCGACGCCUUUUUAUAGAUGAUCCAAGGUUGUGUUGUAACAUCCGCUGUAUCACAAACGGCUCCUCCUGUAGCCGCGUCUGAUAGCGGAGCAGCAGUAAAAUGAUCAUAUCCGAUGAUCGAAAGCACCAUUUGUUUUGUGGGAGACGGAGCCGGGCUGGGAGAUGAAAAAGUAUCCGCGCGAAUGAUGAUUAAGAGGUGAAUGUUGAAUAAGUCCCGGCGGACUCUGUUUAGGCCUCGGUGGCAAUUCGGCUUAAGUAACUCAAUAUGCUGAAAGUAUUUCUUGUAUCCGCUUAGUCACAGAAAUGAUCCUUCGUACGCCCGUUGGCUUUGUAAGGAUUGAAAUGACGUGUUCUUCAGGGUUUGUUUGGCUGAACGCGAACGUCCGCAGCUCGUUGUGCAUCAGCUGGGAUCUAAUUUGUGCAGCCUGCUGGAAUGUUCUUCCACCUGUUCACCAUGGUCACAUGCAGCUUGUCGUUUAACACCUGGCUCUGUUAAAUUGUUCUUGUUCUCAAUAAAUCUAUUCUGAAAU